AUGAAACGGAUGUAUGCAGUAGCUGCACUGAAAAAAGUUAAAAAGAAUGUCCGGAAACACUUUAAUGACCAAGAAGCUCCUGAAAUUCACAAAGUUCUAUCAAAAAAGUUGUUCAGAAGUUUGGUUGAGAUAUUCGAUCUAAUUUCCUAUCCUUGUGAAGAAGUACCAGAUGAAGAUGCGAAUUUGAAUGCAAUCAUCAAUGAUUUACUCGAAGCACUUCAUGAUGGUCCACUAACGGUUGAUCCUUUAGAUGUAGAAGCGAACGAAUUAGUACAGUUACUUAGUUCCCCAAUAUGGCGUGGUUUUGCCACUGCAUACACUGAAGUGGCAACUAAACACUUUGAUAUGCCUGAAUUACCUGAGAUAGCAUUCACUAUGUCAGGUUUAGGGGGCACUUAUACUACCAUAGGAAGUUUAAUGGCUAGCAGAAUAUCUAAUAUGCAUGUAUCUGCCAAGAGUUAUGGAGAUAUGACAGUAAAAGAUGAUCGUAAUGGGAUUUUUAAUGAUCCUUAUGCCUCAAGAUCUGUUAUUUAUGGAAUUAGUAGUGAUAAAGGUUACACUGAUGUAAAGAAAAACGAAGCUACACUUACUGGAGGUGGUGAUGGACCAGCUUUACCGCCUGUUGAUGGUGCAGUCAAAAUGGUUGGAAUUCAAAAAAAUUAUGGUGAAGAUCUGGGUAUAACAGUAACUCAACAACAAUACAUGUCUGCACAUUAUGGUUUAGUUAAAGAAUUAGUGAUCAAGCGUAUUUUAGCGGCUUCUCGUGUUGAACAAUUAGAUCUACUACAUGAAGGGGAUGUUAUUCGUGAAGCGAAUGGAGUACCAGUUGAUAAUCCUGAAGUAUUACAAAAAGUAUUAAAAAAUGCAUCAGGCAAUGUUACUUUAAAAAUUAUUCCUGGUUAUCAAUCGACACCAAUUUCAUCUCAACUUUUUCUUCGAGCUCACUUUUCUUAUGAUCCGAAAAAUGAUAAUUUAAUCCCUUGUAAAGAAGCUGGUUUAGCAUUUUCUGCUGGUUCUAUUCUUCAAGUUCUUAAACAAGAGGAUCCUUAUUGGUGGCAGGCAAGACAUCAUAAUCGCGAUGGUCGUGCUGGACUUAUCCCAUCCAUAGUGCUGCAGGAAAGACGUAAAGCAUUUAUUCAAAGUGCUCAUAACCCAGAAGAUUUAACCUAUAAAACGUUUGCAUGUGGACUUGCUAGACGAAGAAAGAAAAAGGUAACCAUUCCAUUUUGUGCAAGAGAUGCCGAUAAUUAUGACACGAAGGAUAUUGUACUUUAUGAAGAAGUUGCUAUGGUCUCAGGUUUCCAAAGACCUGUUAUUUGUUUAAUUGGAGCUCCUGGAGUUGGUCGCCGAAGUUUACGAAACAUGCUAAUUCGUGCUAAUCGAGAAAGAUAUGCAUCAGCAAUUGCACAUACAUCAAAAGAACUGGAACAUGGUGAAGAAGAUGAUGGUGAAUUUAUUGUUGAGCCUAAAACAAAAAUGGAAAUGGACAAUCUGAAAAAUAAAUACUUUGAAUUCGGUGAAUAUGAAGAUAAUUAUUAUGGCACAAAAUAUAGUAGUAUUCGAGAGGUAGUGAAAUCAGGUCGUACUUGCCUACUUGACUGUUCAGUACAUGCUGUCUUCAAGCUACGAAACUCAGAAUUUAUGCCCUAUGUCAUAUUUCUUGCUGCACCAUCAGUUAGUUGUAUGAAAGCAAUGUAUGAAUAUGGUAUGAGUAUGGGAUUCACUGAAAAAUGGAAAAGAGAUGAAUCUUUUCGUAAAACACUUGAGAACAGUACAUUUAUUGAACGUAAUUAUCGAUAUUUAAUGGAUCUAAUUUUAUUAUGUGAUAAUAUUGAGACAACUUUCGAACAACUGAAUCAUCAGUUAAACAAUUUGCUCAUAGAACCACAAUGGGUACCAGCUAAAUGGCUUUAUUAA
Molecule: messenger RNA, 1917 nt
Organism: Heterobilharzia americana
Lineage: Eukaryota; Metazoa; Platyhelminthes; Trematoda; Strigeidida; Schistosomatidae
Source: the annotation of a GenBank genome assembly